Messenger RNA from Miniopterus natalensis, 1349 nucleotides. Lineage: Eukaryota; Metazoa; Chordata; Mammalia; Chiroptera; Miniopteridae. The record is from RefSeq and is a predicted model, not a curated record.
AUGACUGUGGCUUCCCUGCAAUCACACACUGUCCUCCCCAGGAACAUCUGCAGCCUGGUAGAGUUAAAGGGCUUGACGAAUCUACGUAAUUCUACCUUACCUGAGGGCCAGCUUGAUUUGUGCCAAUUGGUUGUCUGUGGGCUAAGUUCUGCCUUUGCGCCAGUAGACAGGGGUGUCCUUAACCCCUGGGACUGUGCUGGACGCAGUGUCCCCAUAGUCUGCCAUACUAGCUUUCCACCCUCCUUCUCUACCUUCUUAAAAUUCUCACAUCUUCUUAACCUCAGCCCCAGUAGAACACAUCGUAAAGACCCUAGAACUAUAUGGGAUGUAGGCUUUUGGGGGCAGAGCAAAUUCUGGGUGCUUUGUGACUUUCCUUCCCCUCCCACCCCCCUCUCUGGUUCUGUGCCUAGUCCGAGAGACCUGAGUGUUGUGCUGGGAACCAAUGACUUACAGAGCCCAUCCCUGGAAGUAAAGGAGGUCACCAGCAUAGUUCUUCACACGGGUUUUGAAAGAUUGAGCAUGGACAAUGACAUUGCCUUGCUGCUGUUGAACUCGCACAUCAAGUUCAACGGCCUGAAAGAACCCAUCUGCAUGCCCAAGAAGCCCAGCACGGCCAAGUGGAGUAAAUGCUGGGCGGCAGGAUGGGGACAGAUCAGAACUGAUGACAAAACCUCUUUGACAACUGACCUGAGGAAAGUGCCAAUGAUCAUCGUGAACUGGGAGAAAUGUUCAAAACUGUUUUCAAAACUUACCAAAAACAUGCUGUGCGCUGGAUAUGAGAAUACAAGCUAUGAUUCUUGCCAGGGUGACAGUGGGGGGCCUCUGGUCUGCACCACAGAAUCUAGCAGGACGUGGUACCAGGUGGGGAUCAUCAGCUGGGGAAGGAGCUGUGGAAGGAAGAACACUCCAGGAAUAUACACCUUGCUAGAAAAUUAUAGCCCCUGGAUCCAGAAGGUGACGGAGGUGGAGGGAAGGCCCCAUAGGAGUAAGGAAAUAAGACCUGCUUCCUCACUGCUGCCAGUGAGAUCCCAGGCCUCAGAAUUCCCGGGGCCCUGCAGCCCCAGACUCCAGCUCCUGCUCUGCCUUCUGUCCUACAUGCUGUCCGAGGCCAUUUUCUACUUACGAUAAAACAGGUGUUAUUCUGUAACCAGAGAAGGUGUACCAGAAUGUGCUUGAAUGAUCGUAGCCAUGCGACUUAAGCAGGUAGCCAGGUGGAGGGGACAGAUGUUGACAGGGACCGUUUCUCAAAAAGGGCUCCCAAGUGGUGGCCACAGCGACCUCCAGUUUGCAUCCUACCAGGUAAGCAGCCUCAGUAGGAACAGGGAGCCUUGUUCCUGAUAAUUCCAGCA